Messenger RNA from Diuraphis noxia (Russian wheat aphid), 1106 nucleotides. It is a transcript of the gene Maf1, whose product is annotated as repressor of RNA polymerase III transcription Maf1. The record is from RefSeq and is a predicted model, not a curated record. Gene Ontology annotation, molecular function: RNA polymerase III core binding. Gene Ontology annotation, cellular component: nucleus. Gene Ontology annotation, biological process: negative regulation of transcription by RNA polymerase III. NCBI's taxonomy places the organism in Eukaryota, Metazoa, Arthropoda, Insecta, Hemiptera, Aphididae.
AGUGAGUCAGAGCAAGAGAGAAAGAACGAUAUGUCGGUUGCGUCGGUAUUGUGUCUGUGUAGGCGAAGGAUGGCAUUACGAAUUACGAUAGUUAGGCGAGGUGGUACCGCGUUCGAGUGAUAAAGAUUAAAGAUUCCCGACUGGCUCACCAGCUUGUAACAACAACAAUAAUAAUACAAGAAAAAAAUAAUACAAAGGAGUCAAGGUCGUCGAAACUACGUCCCACAAAACAUUAUUAUUAGAUAUUGGUGGCGGCGGCGGCAAUCGGCAUUUUGGCUUGGCGGUCAUUUUUAUCGCUUUAUAGCAUCUGUGUGAGCGUGUGUGUGUGAGCGUGAGUGCGCGCGCGCGGUGAGUAAACAAAAACAACUCAAUAAAUAUUAAAUAAUAAACGUUCAACGGACAAAGCAAGUGUUUCGACUUUCAAGUGUGUGUUGAACGCAUUCAUUUGAUUUGUGCGCCUCUUUUAUUCGUUCGACAUUUCGACCCCUCGUACGGCGUUCGAAUCGAUACGGUGAAUUGAGAUCCAUAGUUAUUAAUAACCAUUUUUCGACCGAUCGUCGGCGGACCGAAGGCGUCUGAACGUAGCCGUACUGUUAAUUUAUCCUGACCGGAAAAGUCAUUGGUAAUUUGCCCUUCGGAGUUCGGUAUCGGCGACAUCUGCAUUCAUCUGGAAUUGGACAAGGACUCUGUUCGUCUGUAUUGGACUCCGGUGCUAUCGGCGUAAAAAUGGAAAGUUCGACGACAUACCUGAAAUUCAGUAAUUGCUGUACACAACAUAAACGGUGCUGCCCGCAUAAUUUGCGGAUAUAAACAAUAUUGACAUUGCUACAUUGCUGUAUCCACCAUGAAACUAUUGGAGAGCUCGCAAUUAGUGGAGCUAUCGAGAGCGCUUUGUGUUGACCGAGGAGAUGUCAAAGUUGUUGCCAGGAUUGAAAGUUAUUCAUGCAAAAUGGUUGGAGAUGAAAAACACAAGUAUAAAAAGUUUUACUCCCAGAGUGGCACACAGCCAGGUGACCUCGAAGCGCUGGGCUGUUCACCCAACAGUGAUCCACGAUAUGGAAGAAGGUAUUAAAAAACAAUUCUGCACUUACAAUUUUAUAAACAUA